This is a messenger RNA of Spinacia oleracea (spinach), 2038 nucleotides long. RefSeq names its product laccase-3. Gene Ontology annotation, molecular function: hydroquinone:oxygen oxidoreductase activity; copper ion binding. Gene Ontology annotation, biological process: lignin catabolic process. The coding region runs from base 45 to 1760 and encodes 571 amino acids. The record is from RefSeq and is a predicted model, not a curated record. Gene Ontology annotation, cellular component: apoplast. The transcript has 6 exons. Lineage: Eukaryota; Viridiplantae; Streptophyta; Magnoliopsida; Caryophyllales; Amaranthaceae.
UUCAAAAGCUUCCCUCUAGCAAAAGGCAUAGCAAAAGAAGUAAGAUGGAAUUGCACAGCACACAUUGUAGCCUUUUCCUUAGACUAUUCUUAAUGUUAGCGUUUACAGCUUGUUUAGCAAACGGAGAGAUCCACCAUCAUCAGUUUGUUAUUCAACCAACGGCGGUGAAUAGACUUUGCCAAACCCAACAGGUUAUGACAGUGAAUGGUCAGUUUCCAGGGCCAACCCUACAAGUACACAAUGGAGACACCCUAGUUAUCAAAGUCACAAAUGCUGGCAAAUACGAUAUCAGUCUCCACUGGCAUGGGGUCCGUCAAAUGAGAAACCCAUGGGCAGAUGGACCCGAGUAUGUAACACAGUGCCCGAUUAAACCCGGAGGCACCUACACGUAUCGAUUCACCAUUGAGAACCAAGAGGGGACUUUAUGGUGGCAUGCUCACAGCAAAUGGCUAAGAGCUACUGUAUAUGGGGCUCUAAUCAUAUAUCCCAAGCCGGGAUCUUCAUAUCCCUUCCUAAAACCCACAAGAGAAUUUCCUCUUCUUCUAGGGGAAUGGUGGAAUAGAGACCCAAUGCAGGUCCUUCGACAAGCUAUGAUAACAGGAGCAGCUCCGAAUAUAUCAGAUGCAUAUACAAUCAAUGCUCAACCUGGUGAUCUAUAUGCAUGCUCCAACAAAGACACCACAAUAUUCCCUGUCGAAGCUGGUGAGACGAUUCUUCUUCGAAUCAUCAAUGCUGCACUCAAUCAACAGCUCUUUUUUGCAAUUGCCAACCACCAAAUGACAGUUGUUGAGGCGGAUGCAGUAUACACGAAGCCUUUCACCACUAAUGUUGUGAUGAUUGGCCCAGGUCAAACCACCAAUGUCCUAGUCACCGCUAAUCAACCACCAAGUCGCUACUAUAUGGCAGCUACAGCUUACGCCAGUGCUCCUGGGGUUGCCUUUGACAACACCACCACAACUGCAAUCCUUGAAUACAAGGCUGCUGCUUGCAAAUCCAAAAAUGGGAGUCCUAUAAGACCCAUUCUCCCACAACUACCAGCCUGGAAUGACACAAACACCGCAAAUGCAUUCACAGCUCAAUUUAGGGGUCUUUCUAAGGGGAAAGUCCCACUUGAGAUUCAUGAAAACCUAUUUUUCACAAUCAACCUCGGGCAGAUCAACUGUUCACGUCCAAGUUUCCGUUGUCAAGGCCCCAACAACACCAGGUUCACUGCUAGCAUGAACAACGUAUCUUUUGUAUUCCCUAAAGGAACUUCCAUACUGCAGGCCCUGUACCAAAAUACUCCAGGUGUCUUCACAACAGACUUUCCCCCAGUGCCCCCGUUGCAAUUUGAUUACACAGGCAACGUAAGCCGAGGGCUCUGGACACCUUUACGCGGGACUAAACUAUACAAGUUGAAGUUUGGUUCUCAUGUGCAAAUUGUUUUACAGAACACUAAUAUCUUCACAGUUGAAGACCAUCCAAUGCAUCUCCAUGGUUACCAUUUCUUCGUCGUUGGCACUGGCAAAGGUAACUUUGACCCAACAAGAGAUCCCGCCAACUUUAAUUUGGUUGAUCCACCAGUAAGGAACACAAUUGGAACAACACCUGGUGGAUGGGUAGCCAUCCGAUUUGUGGCUGAUAACCCAGGGGUCUGGCUAAUGCACUGUCACCUUGAUGUUCACAUUGGCUGGGGUUUGGCUAUGGCCUUCUUAGUUGAGAACGGUGUCGGUAAACUAAAUUCCAUAGAGGCUCCUCCACCACAGCUUCCUCAAUGUUGACAACAGCAAAAGCUUCAAGCUCACUUUUACCUUAACAGGUGAACAGCCUAACUGCCUAAGAGACAUUAUUCAUCCAAUAUCAAUGUACCCAGAUUCCGUAUUGUCACUUUGUUAUUCAAGGCUGUUGGACAAGGUAAAAGGCAAGCUCCAUUCAAAAGAUGAUCAUGUUGGUGUGUUUUUUUUAUUGUAAUGUAAACAAGUCUGUUCAUAUCAAUUUAAUAUAGCGGCAACAAUUUGCCUAUAUAUAUUGUAAUUACAAUCCAUCUUUGUUGUUCAAA